Messenger RNA from Struthio camelus australis, 2469 nucleotides. Lineage: Eukaryota; Metazoa; Chordata; Aves; Struthioniformes; Struthionidae. The record is from RefSeq and is a predicted model, not a curated record.
GAAAAAUGGAGGAAGAGGAUGAUGAUGUUCCCCAGCUUUCAUCCCAUACAUUGGCUGCCCUGCAGGAGUUCUAUUUGGAACAACAGCAGAGAGAGGGCAUGAAGACCUCUCAGGAAUCUCAUCAAUAUUCUGUUGGCUCAAUAGAAGAAAACUGGCAACUGAGCCAGUUUUGGUACAGUGAUGAAACUGCAACAUGCCUGGCUAAUGAAGCUGUUGCAGCAGCUGGAAAAGAUGGCAAGAUAGCGUGUAUUAGUGCACCGAGUGUGUACCAGAAACUGAAAGAGCAGGAUGGCAAAGCUUUUUCAGUGCGUAUACUGGAAUAUGACAGAAGGUUUUCUGUAUAUGGAGAAGAAUUUGUCUUCUAUGAUUAUAACAGUCCUUUGAAUUUACCUGAAAAUCUCCUGCCACACAGUUUUGACAUUGUAAUAGCAGAUCCACCCUAUCUCUCGGAAGAGUGUCUUCAGAAAACUGCAGAGACCAUAAAAUACUUAACGAAAGGAAAGAUUCUGCUUUGCACAGGUGCAAUCAUGGAGGAACAGGCAGCAAAGCAUCUUGGAGUGAAGCUAUGCAAGUUUAUUCCAAGACACUCUCGAAAUUUAGCCAAUGAAUUUCGAUGUUAUGUGAACUAUGCUUCUGGACUAGACUGACUUUCAUAAGAAGAUGUAGAACUUUUUCAAUCAAGUUCCUUUGUUUCUUUUCUCAGUGACAGAAUUCUGCAUUUUUGCAAUGUUUCAAUAUUCCGCUCUGAGUAAUGUGUUUUUUCUGGGCUAGCUUUAAUCAACACUGCGUGCUAGCCUUUCUUUAAAAUGUGUAAGCAUUUGUAAUUACCGUGUUUUGUAUUUUACCUAUUAGGUAAUUGGGGACCAAAACGAUGAAGGUGCUGGAUAGUGGGAGCUUUUCUGGUAGAAUUUUAUUCUAAUUGGUAGUUUUGACCACUCAAGGACUCUUCAGUGACCUCUCUGAAGUGUGUUAGGUUUAGCUGUUUGGCUAAACACCAGCACACAUAGGUGCUUGCCUCACAGAUAUCCCUGUAAUAAUUUGCAGUAAUGGGUAGCUUGGUAGCUAGUGGAUGGCUGAAAGAGCAUGAAUACAGGUAUCCUUUCAACCUUGAGCUAUGCUCCCUUAUAGAAGAAUUGAGAGGCGUUUCUUCUGACCAUGUCGUAUUUUUUUACAUUCAUUAGCUGCCAGGCUAAUGGGUUUUUUUUAAUGGAUAACUAGAAGAGAGAAUAAGUUUUCUUCCGAGGAGGCCUCUCCCAUUGCUUUAAUUAUCCGUAGAACUACCUAAGAGUUGUCAAGUAAGAUAGGAACCAUUGUCCAUUGAUUAUUGCUCGACUGGCUUUUUUAAAAAUUGUGGUUAUUGUUUUAUGCCUUUUCUGAAGCCUUGGCAGAAACCCACACUUUCUUUUUGAAAGGUAAAAUGUAUUUUAUUAUCAAUUGUCAUCAUGUAAACUUGUGUAUGAAUGUGCUUUGCACUAGAAGGAAGUGAUGUAAGUAGUUACACAGCUCUCUGCAGAGAUACAGUGCAUCUAUUUUGGGAUUUUUGUGUGUUACAGCAACAAAACCUCAUGAUCUUUUUGUUUUAAAAAAAAGUAUCUUCUAUUUACCAGGUAAGCUAAUCUGCAGAGGAGUCAUAGAACUGAUGCUUUGUUUGAAAAAAAAAGCACAAUAAGGAUUUCCUUGUUAGAGGGAAAUUUACCUUUGUAAAGAAUCCUAAACACUAGUGAGAUCAAAUACAAAGUAACUACUAAAUAAAAAUGCAACAAGUCAGCCAGUGCUUGCAUUAGUGCCCCAAACUGUUCAUGUGUUUUCAGUUACUCUUACUGUUGGCUAUGAGAUAUUUUUCUCUGCCGUUUUUCUUUGCCCAUUUUUAUCUUUGCCUCCUGUUCCACAGAUGGAAACAAGGGAAGUAGAAAAGAAGUAUUUUAGAAAGAGUUGGUUUUUAUAAGUCUGCUGAGGUAUAACAUAAUGUAUUGAUAAACUUCUGUUUCUAAUACACUAAUGUUAAGUUUUGUAUAAGCGGUUUUGGCCAUCUUUCAGUCAAUUUCAAUCAAAAUAGAUACCUACUAUUCCAAAGGAAAAUUUGUUUUUAAUAUAGUAUUUUUGAAACUCUGGGAAUUUUUAAAGCCAGGAUUCUCUGACUUUUUGGCUAGACUCCCAAAUUGCAAAGCCUUUAACAGUUUUAUCAGCUGUAAGUAUAUGACAUGUAAAUAUUUAUCUUUACACAGCAUAUUUAUGUACUGGGAUUGUGUGAAAGGCUAACAGACACGGUGCAUCUGCAAAAUGAGUCACCUAGAAGGAAAUAUUAGGAAAUGUAUUUUGUGGUGGGGAUGAACCUCAAUAAGCUUCUGAGACAAUAAUUUUAAUAAUUGAGAGAUGAUACUCGUGUUUCUGUGCAUUUCUCCUGUUAGAAUGCAGAUUUCCAACGUUUUGUGGAAUAAACAAGUGAGCAGUGAUACUGAGGAUGUGAUA